This is a messenger RNA of Asterias rubens (European starfish), 1681 nucleotides long. RefSeq names its product protein unc-93 homolog A-like. The transcript has 6 exons. The record is from RefSeq and is a predicted model, not a curated record. The coding region runs from base 17 to 1552 and encodes 511 amino acids. NCBI's taxonomy places the organism in Eukaryota, Metazoa, Echinodermata, Asteroidea, Forcipulatida, Asteriidae.
CCUAGAUCGUAAAAUCAUGGGAGAUAUAGAUUCAACCAGUUGCAGGCCGAACUACAGUGAAUUAAAGAUGGAUAAUGAAACGAUUGCUCGUGACGCAAAUGGAACAGAAACGCGAGACAGUGAUGGGAUUGAAAAGAUGGAAAUACACGAAGCUCCAGAUGGUGGCAGCGGUGGGAUCAGUGAGAAUUCAGCUCAUUGGGGCACCAAGCGAAUCUUCAAGAACCUCCUGGUCAUCUGCCUGUGCUUCAUGUGCCUAUUCACGGCCUUCCAAGCUCUCUCUAACCUCCAGAGCAGCAUCAACUGUGAUGCCGGUCUCGGAUUGGCCUCUUUGAGCACAAUCUACGCAACCCUGGUCGUAUCCGCUAUUUUCAUUCCCUCAAUCACUAUCCGGUACUUGGGUAUGAAAUGGACGAUAGCAGCUGCCACGCUCUGCUAUGCAGUCUACAUAGCUGCUAAUUUCUACCCAUCAUGGGCGACCCUGAUCCCUACGUCCGCGCUGCUGGGUCUUUCAGCCGCUCCACUGUGGGCUGCAAAGAGCACCUACGUCACGACUAUCGGAAAAAGGUACGCCUUGAUUUCAGGGAACACAGAGAACGCCAUCAUCAACAGGUUCUUUGGUAUCUUCUUCCUCUUCUUCCAGUCCAGUCAAGUAUUGGGAAACUUAAUAUCUUCAUUGGUCUUACGACAGGAUACUAGCGAAGACGUCACUGGAGAAUUCGUCUGUGGUGCCAAUGACUGCCCAGCCGCACCAGAUGAAAACGUUACGAGUUACUGCAACCCACCAGAUAAGAGUGUCACAAACACCCUUAUUGGUAUCUAUCUUGGAAGUGGUCUGGCAGCUGGGCUCAUCGUGUCAAUCUUUCUAGAUAGACUUCAAACCAGCCGGAGAACGCAGACAGAGAACCCAGGCCAGCUUUUUCUGGCCACUCUGCGUCUGUUAAAAGACUACAGAAUGAUUCUCCUAGUCCCUUUGACGAUUUACAGUGGGCUGGAGCAGGGGUUUAUCACGGGCGAUUUCACAAGGUCUUAUGUGACGUGCACCGUGGGUGUUAGCUGGGUUGGUUACGUCAUGAUUUGUUACGGUGUAACGGACGCUCUCUGCUCAUUCUUUGCCGGGCGAUUGGUCAAACACAUUGGUCGGGUACCACUCUUCACCUUCGGUGCCGUCAUGCAAAUGACGUUGAUAUUUACCCUCAUCUUCUGGGUGCCGAACAAGGACCAACUAGCUGUGUUGUUUGUAAUCGCAGCGUGUUGGGGUAUGGCUGAUGCCGUGUGGCAAACGCAAAUUAAUGCGCUGUAUGGUAUACUUUUCACCGACAAGCAAGAGGCUGCUUUCUCCAACUACCGUCUGUGGGAAAGUGUCGGAUUUACAGUCUCUUUCGCCUACAGUAACUACCUGUGUGUGUGGAUCAAACUGGCCAUUCUCGCCACUGUCCUGGUCUUCGGAAUCGGCUUCUAUUAUAUCAUCGAAAUGAAGGCAUAUUUGGCGAGAAAAAGAGCGGAGAAAACAAAAACUGCUUCUGUCAAGAAAGCUCAGACAGAUUUGUCAUAGUUGUCUUUUUCUCUGUGGGGUUUGGGAUGCCCAAAACACGGACAUUGUUUUGUGGUAUCAUGUUGACGGUAUUGGUAAAAAAAUAUGCCAUCCUGUUUUUUUCGCUUAAUAAUCGAUGUAACUACAGUA